Messenger RNA from Rodentolepis nana, 1119 nucleotides. The record is from the annotation of a GenBank genome assembly. NCBI's taxonomy places the organism in Eukaryota, Metazoa, Platyhelminthes, Cestoda, Cyclophyllidea, Hymenolepididae.
AUGCCAGUUUAUAAAGUUUUUGUUAAAUGGCGAGCCCACAAGUUUGAUAAUAUCGAAGUCGACACGAAUGUUUCACCAUUAGAGUUCAAAAAGGCGUUAAAGGAUUUAACGGGUGUUCCUGAGGAACGACAAAAAGUAUUUAUUUCGGGUGCUGUUCUCGGCGACGAAUCCUUCGACGGAAUUAAAAUCAGAAAUGGCUGUCAAGUCAUGGUUAUGGGCACUAAGGAGGAGCUACCAAAAAGUAUCACAUUUAAACCUCCUCCACAUGCACGCGAGGCUUCAACGCAAGCAAAUGCAGAGCCCAAAUUGCGACUUCCUAUAGGAUUGGUCAAUUUUGGUAAUACUUGUUAUAUGAAUAGCGCUGUACAGCUCCUCUAUGCCAUUCCCGAAUUCAGAGCCUUUGUUCAGAGGGCACCUGUAGCCUCACUGAAUGUUCUAAGUGCAGAAGUUAGGGCGGUUUUCACAGCAAUCCGGCUUAUCUUUACCGGUUUAUCUAACGCUGAAGAAGCCAUUCUGCCAGUCACUCUCGUUGAUGCAUUCGGUAAAGCUUAUCCCCAUUUCGGUAUCCAAACGGAUAUUCUCGGAUCGUUGGCUAAAUCAAGCCAAAUUUUCGAGCAACAGGAUGCGAAUGAAUGUUUCCUGGAAUUUAUUCGCUUGCUACAGCAAAUUAAAGCUGAUGCAGCUGUUUUCAAAGCUCAUCCUAUUCUGCCUCCUAAGUCCUUCGGCGAAGACAGUGGUUGGAACCCUGUUGAUCGUUUCCUCUCAGGCAAACUAAUGAAUACAAUAAAAAAUGAGGAGAAUGAGGACGAACCCCUACAGUACACUACUGAAACUUUUCUUCAGCUCUCGUGCUAUAUCUCGCAAGAAAUUAAAUUUUUGCAAACUGGACUUCAAAAUAACUUGGAAACCCAAUUUCGGAAAACGUCCGAAUUGUCUGGUAAAGAAAUGGCCUACAAGAAGGUUGGUCGUUACGCACGACUUCCGGGGUAUUUGUGCAUUCAAAUAAUGCGAUUCUAUUUCAAAGAAAAGACAAAAUCGAACACCAAGGUGAGAGUGAUGAAAAUUUGUCCCCUUUUCCAAGUAUUUAGUUUUUUGUCGGUUACCUUUCUUAGCCAUUAG